Drosophila willistoni is the source of this 1818-nucleotide messenger RNA. Its product is annotated as trichohyalin. The transcript has a single exon. Bases 139 to 1818 code for a protein of 559 amino acids. The record is from RefSeq and is a predicted model, not a curated record. NCBI's taxonomy places the organism in Eukaryota, Metazoa, Arthropoda, Insecta, Diptera, Drosophilidae.
AUUAUUUGAUUUCAACUUUACAACCCUCUGCAACGAGUUGUCUCAAGGACAACCGCCGGCCCCCUCGCACCAUGACAACUUUGACUAAACAAUUUGCCACCAUUCAACAUUCAUUUGUUUUGAGUUUUAGGGGCAACCAUGCAGUAUUCUUGGCUGCCACAGGAACGUCGCCAAAUUAUCAUACGAGAAAAGCCACCAGUGAUUAUAUCUCAAAAGCGUUUUUCUCGCAUCCAAUCGAAUGCCACACAAGCCACGAAAUUAGAGCAACAAUUGCGAAAUGAGCAGCGUAGUCAAUAUGAAGAGCAGCUGCGUUUGGGUGGCGAGGAGUUGCUACGUCAAUUUGGCGGACGCAAACUGUGCAUCACCGAGGAGGAAGAAUGUGUCAGGGAAUUAUCGCAGCAGCAGAAGCAUAAAGAGGAGGCCGCUCGACAGUCCUUGGAAGAUAGUAAAGCAUCACGAGAGGAGGAACAGCGUCGGCAACGAGAACGCAUAGCCAAGGCGCAACAAUUGUUGGAGCAACUGCGUCCAGGUCCCCGCGAAUUGCAGUGUGCCCGCUUGCAGAGUGAAGUUUUGGGCAGCAUCAAUGCGCAGCGGGAAGUCCAAAUGGAAUUUGCCAAGGCCAAGCAGCUGGCAAAUGAACGGGAUAAAUGCAUCUUUCAGGAGCAAGUUAUAAAUGGCAUCAAAGAGGCACAGAAAAAUCGCUCCGAACGCUGCCAACAGUUGGGUGAGCACAAGAGGGAGCUAUUAAAGGCCAUUGCCGAGCGGGAGAAGGAGCGUAAGUUGGCAAAAGCUGACGAAAUGGCAACAGCCCGCCAGGAGCGAGAGAGAAAUCAGCAACAACUCAAAGAGCAUUUGACCAAGAUGAAAGAAACUCAAACGGCCAAGCGUCAUCAGAGGCGAGAGGAGGCCCUGGCUUCACUAGCAAUGUCAGAGCAGGUGCAACAACGACUCCAAAUGUUGGAUGAGGUAGAGGAUACUCAAUGCGAGGUGCAUAAUCAGGCGAAGGGUCAUUUGGAGCAACUAAAACGAGAUCAUGCUCGUAAUCGCAUACAACAACGUCUACGCCGAAACGACCAAUUAGCCCAGAAUCUUGCACCACGUCUUCACUACAGUGCUGGCCAGGAUCAUGCCCGCUAUGAACGGCAAUUAGAGGAAAUGCGGAAAGCUCGCAGUGCCGAGCAGGCCAAACGCCAGCAGCAACGUCAAGAGGCUAAAACUCAACGUCUAAACAUCCAGAAGCAGGAAAAAGAACUGGUCAAGGCCAGCAAGCAGCAGGCUGCUCAAGAACGACAACAAGCCAUUGAGCUGCGUCUCAAGAACGAUCUCAUUCAGGUCCAAUUCAAGCGGGAGCAACACCAGGAGCACCUGCGUCGUAUGCACGAAUUGCGGCAACAACUGGAUAAACAGGUGCAACAACGCCACGAGGAAGAGACCCGGCCUGGUCGCAAUUACAAUCGUGAGGCUCAGCUGGAGUGCCUGCGUGAGGAUGUCUUUUUCUUUGACUAUGCCCGCCAGCUGAUGGAUGAGGCCCAGGCCAAAGGACAUCCCCUCAAACCCUUCAUACGCGCCGUGGGCCAAUACAAAAACGAUAAUCGCAUAGGAGCUGGCAUCAGGAUACCACCGCAUCUUGUCACAAGACUUACAAUGGGCAGGCGCACAGAGGGCGACAGUCAGGCAGAGAAACAACCAUCCGAAACAGAUGACAAGGAGAAAACGAUGUCCCAAGAGGAAGCCGAACAUAAGAAGAAAAUUACCGAGAAUCUAAAGAAAAUUGAAGAUUUCAUAUUGGCCGAGGCCAAGUUGAAAGAAAAGAAAUAA